Trichomonas vaginalis G3 is the source of this 762-nucleotide messenger RNA. RefSeq lists its product as uncharacterized. The transcript has a single exon. Lineage: Eukaryota; Parabasalia; Trichomonadida; Trichomonadidae. Bases 1 to 762 code for a protein of 253 amino acids. The record is from RefSeq and is a predicted model, not a curated record.
AUGAAUUCUGAAUGUGUUUUAGUUCAAAUUUGUUGUUCAUUUUCAUCAGUUAUUGCAGAAUGGAAAUAUGGAUGUGCAUAUUAUAUUUACUCAGAGAAUAGAAAUAUCUACAAAAAUUAUGCACUUGAAUGUUCUGUAUCACAAUGCAGCGGCUAUUAUGACAUAUUAGCUCAUUACUAUGGAGACAUCAAAGUAAGUAAUUUGAAUUCAUCUUAUCAAGAAAUUACUAAAUAUUCUGGAUAUUGUAUUGGUUAUCCAUCAGUAAGGGGAAUUAUUAAUUUCACAACAGUAUCGAAUACAUCAUCUUCAGAAGAAGGUGUAAUGUACAAUACGGAUGGAUAUUCAUUUGAUAUUAUAAAAUGUAAUUUCAUCAACAAUCAAUAUACUAGUACGCAUUUUGCAUUUAUUGGAUGUGGUUCUAGUACUAAUUAUUCAAAUUGUUCAUUCAUUGAAAAUAAAGCAGAGGAAAGAUUUUUUUAUGGUCUACCAUUUUUUAAAAAUUGCUACUUUCAUGAAAACACUUAUGUUGAAUUUACAGGCCGUUCAAUGGAUGAGCCUCCAGUUUCUAUUGAAUCAGGCGAACCACUAGAUUCAUUACUGACUCAUUAUGCAGAUGAAGGUUGCAUUAGUAAAUUAUCCGAAUUUAAAUUAGAUAUAACGUUGAAAGUUGAUAAGAUAGAUAUAGAAAACGUUAUAAAUAUUGCUAUAAGUAUUUAUAAAAUAUCAUUUUGUCAAGUAUUAAACGUCUCAUUAUUAAAGUAA